CCUGGGCUGUCCCGUGGGGCUCCCAGCAGGGGGCGCCCCGAGCCCCGUCCUGGGUCCCCGGGCGCGCGUCCAGCCGGCGCCUGGGACGGGGCUGGCCGCUCCGCCCCUCGGCUCCUCCGCGGCGGGGCGGGCCGGCGGGCGGCCCGAGGGCGCCGGAGCGCGAGGAGCAGAGCGGAGCCAGCGCCGCGCACCCCGCACCCCGCCGCGCCCCCUGCCCGCCGCCGCGCAGCCUUCCGCCGGCUGUAUGCUCCAGGCCUCAAUGAGGAGCCCAAACAUGGAGGCCUUCAAGCAGCAGAAGGUGGAGGACUGUUACGACAUCGGAGAGGAGCUGGGGAGCGGCCAGUUUGCCAUUGUGAAGAAGUGCCGGGAGAAGAGCACCGGGCUGGAGUACGCAGCCAAGUUCAUCAAGAAGCGGCAGAGCCGGGCCAGCCGGCGGGGCGUGUGCCGGGAGGACAUCGAGCGGGAGGUGAGCAUCCUGCGGCAGGUGCUGCAUCCCAACAUCAUCACGCUGCACGACGUCUUUGAGAACCGCACCGACGUGGUGCUCAUCCUGGAGCUGGUGUCCGGAGGAGAGCUCUUUGACUUUCUGGCCCAGAAGGAGUCGCUGAGUGAGGAGGAGGCCACCAGCUUCAUUAAGCAGAUCCUGGACGGAGUGAACUACCUUCAUGCCAAGAAAAUUGCUCACUUUGAUCUCAAGCCAGAAAACAUUAUGUUGUUAGACAAGAAUAUUCCCAUUCCACACAUCAAGCUAAUUGACUUUGGCCUUGCUCACGAAAUAGAAGAUGGAGUUGAAUUUAAGAACAUUUUUGGCACGCCAGAAUUUGUUGCUCCAGAGAUUGUGAACUAUGAGCCCUUGGGCCUGGAGGCUGACAUGUGGAGCAUUGGCGUCAUCACCUACAUCCUCCUAAGUGGAGCAUCCCCUUUCCUGGGAGACACGAAGCAGGAGACACUGGCAAACAUCACAGCGGUGAGUUACGACUUUGAUGAGGAAUUCUUCAGUCAAACCAGUGAGCUGGCCAAGGACUUCAUUCGGAAGCUUCUGGUUAAAGAGACACGGAAACGGCUCACAAUCCAAGAGGCUCUCCGACACCCCUGGAUCACGUCCAAAGGAGAAGUCAGAGCCCCAGAACAGCGGAAGACCGAGCCCACCCAGCUGAAGACCAAGCGCCUGAGAGAGUACACCCUCAAAUGCCACUCAAGCAUGCCUCCCAACAACACCUACGUCAACUUUGAGCGCUUUGCUCACGUGAUGGAGGAUGUGGCUUGUGUAGACCAGGGAUGCCACGCCCUGGCAGGGGCCCAUGACACCAUCCAGGAUGAUGUGGAAGCUUUGGUUUCCAUCUUCAAUGAGAAGGAAGCUUGGUACCGAGAGGAGAGUGAGAGUGCCCGGCACGACCUGUCCCAGCUCAGCCGGUGGACAACCAGCAAGCCCUGGUGCGCAGGGAGUCCGUGGUCAACCUGGAGAACUUCAAGAAGCAGUACGUCCGCAGGCGGUGGAAGCUCUCUUUCAGCAUCGUCUCCCUGUGCAACCACCUCACCCGCACCCUGAUGAAGAAGGUGCACCUGAGGCCAGAUGACAGCCUGAGGAAUUGUGAGAGUGACACAGAGGAGGACAUCGCCAAGAGGAAAGCCCUCCUCCCCCGGAGGAGGAGCAGUACCUCCUAACUGACCGGGCUCUCCGUGGCCGCCAGGGAGCCCAGGCCCAGCGGGGCCCCUUCUGCGCAGACUCUUGGUCCCGUUUGUUACCAGCACCCAGGCAUUCUGCAUUUCUGAACGUGUUGCAAGAGAGAUGGGCCUACAGGGUUCAGAGGAGUUUGCAGGGGAUCCAGGAGACCCCGGGAGCUGUGGCUUUUCCCACGGAGGAGGUGCCAGCAUCCCCGAAGCACUUAUUCUCCAUAAAAUGGGCUCGUAUCCAUCUGGCAACCUCAGAAGCUGGGGUGCAGGCAUGGACUUAAGAAAAGGAUGUAAAUGAACAUUGUCAUCAGUGGUGAAGGUCAGAUUCAGGCAGUUUUCCUCACAGGAUGAGGGAGUCCAGAACCAGCCUGGUCAAACAUGACACCAGGAGGACAGAGGCCUCCCCCAUGAGGACAAGCCAAAGUGAAUCUUUGUCAUGAGGGACCAAUCCUGUGACCUCCUGGAACCCACAUGGAGUCAGCACAUCACGUCGACCAAUGUAUCAGACCUUCUAAAGCAGCCCAUUGCCAGCCCACUGUAUUGUAACUUUUUUUUUUUUCAUUUUUAUUAAACUUCUGGUUUAUCUGA
Messenger RNA from Pipistrellus kuhlii (Kuhl's pipistrelle), 2262 nucleotides. It is a transcript of the gene DAPK2, whose product is annotated as death associated protein kinase 2. Gene Ontology annotation, molecular function: ATP binding; protein serine/threonine kinase activity. Gene Ontology annotation, cellular component: nucleus; cytoplasm. The record is from RefSeq and is a predicted model, not a curated record. The transcript has 13 exons. NCBI's taxonomy places the organism in Eukaryota, Metazoa, Chordata, Mammalia, Chiroptera, Vespertilionidae. Bases 245 to 1549 code for a protein of 434 amino acids. Gene Ontology annotation, biological process: positive regulation of apoptotic process; intracellular signal transduction; protein phosphorylation.